AUGUCACUCUACGUACGACAGCUUAACAUUAGCGACCUUGAGCAGUCACUGGUCGUCGAGACCGCGGCCUUUCCACCUGCCGAGGCUGCUACGCGCGAAAAGAUCGAUUACCGUCUAACGGUUUGCCCUGAACUAUGCAUUGGUCUCUUCCUUCGUGCAGGGACUACUCUUCCCUCUCCCCUACCUCAGAAUAUACCCUUCGUCGAGAAACCGGCGUCCGACGAAGAUAAGCUACUCGCACACGUCAUCUCUACUAAAACAACCAACCAGUCUGUCAGAGACCAAGAUAUGGGCUGUCCUCCUAACUGGACAGAAGACCCCCAGGGUGUCUACGAAGUCGGCCAUAAUAAGAAUGGGAGAACAAUUGCCCUUCACGCCCUGGCUGUCUCUCCCGAUUACCAGAGGUCUGGUUUGGGCAAAGCCAUCAUGCGAGCAUACAUUGAGAAGAUGAAAGAGACCAACACAGGCGACAGGAUCUCCAUCUUGACAUAUGACCGGCUCGUGCCUUAUUACCAGAAGCUUGGGUUCGAGCACUACGGGAAGAGCGAGUCUGAAUAUGCUGGUGUUGCUUGGCAUGACCUUUCAUACGUUCUUUCUUCUGAGAAGUAA
Fusarium sp. VM40 is the source of this 609-nucleotide messenger RNA. NCBI's taxonomy places the organism in Eukaryota, Fungi, Ascomycota, Sordariomycetes, Hypocreales, Nectriaceae. The record is from the annotation of a GenBank genome assembly.